This is a messenger RNA of Fusarium subglutinans, 1083 nucleotides long. RefSeq lists its product as uncharacterized. The record is from RefSeq and is a predicted model, not a curated record. Bases 1 to 1083 code for a protein of 360 amino acids. NCBI's taxonomy places the organism in Eukaryota, Fungi, Ascomycota, Sordariomycetes, Hypocreales, Nectriaceae. The transcript has 4 exons.
AUGGCCUCAACGACAUCUUACAGUGAAGGAGAAAGCUCACAGCGAGCUCCGUACAGGCGAACCAACGUGGGAUGGCUCUCUCCUUCAAUCCAACCGCCGAAAGCAAUUAUCAACAGCAACUACGGGCCUGCGCUCAAAGAUGAAGAGCUGUAUGCUCUGGCGCGCAGCUUGUCUAAAGUAGACCACUUUCUUCUUGUCUAUUGUCAGCAUUUCUACCAGCAAAUCGUGUCUGGUAGGCUCAACGCAGGUGAUGUAACAGCGCAGAGUUUGGCUCUGAACGACCUGGACGAUCUGGAAACGAUCAUAACUCAGAUACGAGAUGUCGAUUCGGGACGCUUUGUGUUCAGUAGCCUCUACCUCAAGGAGAGACAUAUCCUUUACUACUGGGGACGAGCCUUUUCAUUUCUGUCUCAGAUUCUCCUGACGGAUGAUGAAAUACACCAACCUACGCUGGACAACCUCGAGAGAAUCACUGAAUAUGCCUCUGAUAUAGAGGCUGCAGUACUUGAUGCAGGAUCGGCGGGGGUGCUUACCUCUGAUUAUCGACUGGUGCUUUCCGAGCGAUGGGAUCUUCUCGAAAGCGCACUCAGUCUAUACCAUCAGCAUUCACAGUCUCCUCGAGCGGUUGCAAAAUGGCCCGAAAUAGCACGCAAGGUCCAAGCGCAACCGAAAGUCUCGCCCCAAGACACUAAAGCAGGUCUUUCAACACAGUCUGGUAUAUUCACUACAAUGCUCUGGUUGACAUUCAUCGGAACAACAUUUUCUAAUGUCUGGACUUUUGCCUUUGCCUACAACUACUCAGACCAUACACCGGGAACUACAAAAGACGCAGAUUUCUGGUUUCUCUUGCAAAGCUGCAUUACGCAAGGGUUUACUUUAUUCAUUUCUGGAAUCCUUUUGAGGGCUGAUCCGCGAUUGCGGAAGCGCAUUUGGGUGCCUCCAAUGUUGCUAGCAUUGAUCUGCACGGUUAUAGCACCGCCCCUAUAUGUCACUGCUCCGACGGAGUGGUCCAGCUUUGUCGGUUUCUUAGCAGGAGGAAUUCAAAGCUUUGUGGUUCUACAGCUUGCGACAGUUUCAGGAUGA